CGCCUACCGUUCAUCCCCUCAGGAGUCGACCGGCGAGACACCGAACAUGUUGAUGUUAGGGCGAGAAGUACAUCUGCCAAUAGACCUUUCCGCUGACUUGUGCAAGGAUGAUCGGGAGCUGGAUCGCGGUCUGGAUACAGAUUAUGCGGAAAACCUAAGGAACAAGAUGAGGCUGGCGCACGAACGAGCGAGGGAGAACACAUCAGAGAGUUCAAGGAGGCAGAAGAAGGUCUACGACAGGAAAGCACAAGCACAUGAAUUAACGGUCGGGCAAUUUGUGUGGUGCUACAACUCAGCUAGGACAAAGGGGUUGUCUCCCAAAUUGCAGCGUCGUUGGAAAGGGCCGUUCCUCAUCAUUCAUCGAUUGUCUGAUGUCGUCUACAGGAUACAGGCAAAGAACCGAGGAAAGAAGAUGGUAGUUCAUGCUGACAGGUUAAAGCCUUAUUUAGGUGAACCUCUUGCCUCGUGGAUUGAGGAACCUACAAGUCAGCAAGUAGACCACGCUGAAGAGGAGAGUGGAAUAUCACAAACAGAAGACCUUGUAGAAGAUGGUGUUGGAGUCCAGGCAGAAACAGAAACUGAGCAGAUACAAGACAUAGCCGAAGGGGAGUUGUUGCAAAAUCGUGUUCGUGCUGAGGGAUCAACAUGGGAGGGGACUCCGAGAGGACAAUCAAGUGCUUCACAUGCCAGAAGUACUUUGCACACAAGAGGAGCUUGGAUCGUCACAUUGACGUCGAACACAAGGACGAACAACGCUUUGUAUGUCAAUAUUGCAGCAGAGCAUACAACAGGAAAGAUAACUUAACGGCACAUUGCAGAGACAGACAUCCUGAGAAAUCCCAAGACCGGGAGCGAAGCCAGUUGCGGGGAAGGUACCUUGAAAGGCAGAGCAAGUCUGAUCAUCGCCGUCGCAGUAGGAGCCCGUCGAGGUCGCCUUUGCCGAACCAGAGAGAGGAGAAGAAGAGAAAGGACAGGAAGAAACAAGUUGUUCAGGCAAAGCUUGAACGCGAUGAGUUGCCCCAAGACCCGCUCCAGGUUGUCGUCUCUCCUCGCACCAGGGAAGAAGUAGAGGGGAGGAAAGACAGUCGCUCGAGAAGACUGUCUGGUAAGCCACUCGCUAUGAUGAGACAGCAGCAACUCACCAGUUCUGAAUCAGAGGAAUCUGCAGUCGCUGAUGUGGCGUCGCCGGAAGAUGGUUGUGGAGGCACAGCUGUUGAUGUCAGGAGUGUCCAAAUAGGUCGUCCGAUUCCGCCCCUUGACGUGAAGAGGUUGUUGCGCAACCAGAGGGUGGAAGUUAAUGAAUUUUCCUCCCAGACCUCGUAUAAUGGGGCAGAGAAAGUUUUCCAAGAGACGAGGGAGAGGAAGUACGGCGCCAUCUUCUUGCGGAAUAGUGCCGACGGGAGUCAGAAGGAAGAAGGCGGGGGGACGACGAAGGUGCGUAGUGUCCAAGCUGGAGUCGUAGGUGUUCAUAUGUCAGAUGAGCAGUUCUCGCGAGCUAUCUUAGGGAGGAUUCAGAGCGUGACGCAGACUACCACUAGGCAAAUAUUUCAAGGGGGGAUCCUUGUUAGUAAAGAGGAAUCAAGGAAGGAGUUUCAUGUCGACAUCAUUGCAGGAUUUGAUGAUUCAACCCAAUCCGUUCAGUGAGAUGUUAGACGCUAUGCACAAGUUCAUAUGAUGAUCGCAGAUAAUAACCAAAGGACUUACUACGUGUAAUAAAAAAAAGAAAAAGAAACGGACUCUGUAUAUUUUUCAUGUUUUCAUCAGUUAUUAAUUGUUCAAGUUUUGAGAUGUUUUGUGACUUGCAGUUUUAUAGUUAAUGUUACGCACGGGAUUAGUUGUUUUUAAGUUUAUAAAACGAGGACGUUUUUAAAUUAAGGAGGGGGCAGUGUAACGGAGUUGUUUCAACGUAGCGGGCGCAUGUGGGUCAGUGCAUGCGGGUGGGCAGUUAGGUAUUAGGCAUGAGCAAGAGAGGACGUGUUCGGGCAGGUAGCUAGGGAGGGCAGGAUAAGAUAGGUGAAACAGGGUGAAUCGGAGUACUGCUACUAGCUGUUGAAGGGAAGUUACAUUGUAAAGUUGGAGUUCUUCGUGAAUAAAGGCAAGUACCUUUUGAUGUAAAAUGA
This is a messenger RNA of Strongylocentrotus purpuratus (purple sea urchin), 2120 nucleotides long. RefSeq lists its product as uncharacterized. Bases 646 to 1644 code for a protein of 332 amino acids. The record is from RefSeq and is a predicted model, not a curated record. Gene Ontology annotation, biological process: regulation of DNA-templated transcription. The transcript has 2 exons. Gene Ontology annotation, molecular function: DNA-binding transcription factor activity, RNA polymerase II-specific; RNA polymerase II cis-regulatory region sequence-specific DNA binding. Lineage: Eukaryota; Metazoa; Echinodermata; Echinoidea; Camarodonta; Strongylocentrotidae.